Molecule: messenger RNA, 2646 nt
Organism: Plasmodium gonderi
Lineage: Eukaryota; Apicomplexa; Aconoidasida; Haemosporida; Plasmodiidae
Product: heat shock protein 90
Exons: 1
Coding region: 1-2646 (881 amino acids)
Biological process (GO): protein folding
Cellular component (GO): mitochondrial inner membrane
Molecular function (GO): protein kinase binding; ATP hydrolysis activity; ATP binding
Source: RefSeq, a predicted model, not a curated record
AUGAGUAUGUCAAAAUUUGCAAGAUCCACCCUUCAUAUAAACAAAGCAUGCAGUGUCGUGGAUAAACAAAUAAAGAACAAUACAGCAGUUAGAACAUUGAAAGGUCUGAGAAAUAUCAGCAACUACAAAAAUGUGUGUAACAAAUGGAAUGCUGAAUUAGUCACUAUUGGAGUUGCUAAACAUGGAAGAAUAGCAAAACAUUUCAGUAAUGCAGGAGGAGAAUGCUACGAGUUUAAAGCAGAAACAAAGAAAUUGCUACAAAUAGUAGCACAUUCGCUAUAUACAGAUAAAGAAGUUUUCAUAAGAGAAUUAAUUAGCAAUUCUUCUGAUGCAUUAGAAAAAAGAAGAUUUCUUCAAACAGCUUCUACAAAAAAUGUGGAUGACACGUCAGGUGAUGAAUUAGCUAAUAUUCCUCUUCACAUCAAGGUGUCAGCAGAUGCAAACAAAAAUUUGUUCAUAAUUGAAGAUAGUGGAAUAGGUAUGAACAAAGAAGAAGUGAUUGAGAACUUGGGUACUAUAGCAAAAAGUGGAUCACUAAACUUUUUGAAUUCAUUAAAGGAGAGAAGUAGUAAAACUGAUGAUGGGAAUAACAUUUCUGAACAGUCAGGUGAAAAAAGAACAGAAUCUUCAAAACCAGGGGACAAUAUAAUAGGCCAAUUUGGUGUUGGUUUUUACAGCUCCUUUGUAGUUUCAGAUCAAGUCGAAGUAUUCACACGUUCAUAUGAUUCUAAUUCAGUUGGUUAUCACUGGAAAUCAGAUGGAAACGGUACAUUCUCUUUGAAAGAAGUGCAGGAGGAUCUGCCAAGAGGUACAAAAAUUAUAUGUCACCUGAAGGAUAGCUGUAAAGAAUUUUCCAAUAUACAUAGAGUCCAAGAAAUAGUUGAAAAAUUCUCUUCAUUUAUCAAUUUUCCUGUGUAUAUUGUAAAUCGUAAAAGGGAUAUUAAAGGAAGCAAAGGAAUUGUUAAGGGAGAAAAUGGUGAAUCUCAGAUGCAGGAAAAGAUGAGUGAUGAAGGUGUUGGAGAAGAAACAAUGAACAAAAUGGACACAACAUUUGUGAAUGCAAAGGAAUUAGAAACGAUGAAUCAAGAGGAAGAUGAUAGUGCUUCUAAAAUAAGUAGUGCUAAGGAGGAAGAAAUUGAGGAACUCAGAAAAGAUGUAUAUGACGAAGUUCAGAUAAACAACCAAAAGCCCCUAUGGUGUAAGAAUAAUGUAACUGAAGAAGAACAUGAGAAAUUUUUCAAAUUUCUAAACAAAAAAAAGAGCUAUGAUGAUAACAAAAGUUACAUAUACAAAUUGCAAUACAAAACAGAUGCACCCGUUUCAAUAAAGAGUGUUUUUUACAUUCCAGAAGAAGCGCCAUCAAGACUGUUUCAACAAAAUAACGAAAUUGAGGUAUCUCUUUAUUGCAAGAAAGUUUUAAUUAAAAAGAAUGCAGAUGGAAUAAUCCCUAAAUGGUUACAUUUUGUUAAGGGAGUAAUUGAUUGUGAAGAUAUGCCUCUGAAUAUUAGUCGAGAGAACAUGCAAGAUACUACUUUGAUUAAUAAAAUUUCAAGAGUUGUAGUUACAAAAAUUUUAAAAACAUUAGAAAAAGAAGCAUUAAAUGAUGAAGAGAAAUUUAGAAAAUUUUACUCCAAUUAUAGUUACUAUUUAAAAGAAGGAGUGUUAGAAGAUUCAUCAAGUAGUUUUUACAAAAGCAUUUUGAUGAAUCUUUUAAGAUUUUAUUCAAUUCAAGAAAAGAGAAUUAUUUCUCUUAAAGAUUACGUAAAUAAAUUUAAAAAUGGACAGAAAAAAAUUUAUUAUUUUUGUGUUAACGAAAUAAAUGUUGCUUUAUCAUCCCCCUACAUGGAACCGUUCAAAAAACAAAACAUCGAUGUGUUGUUACUUUUUGAAGAAAUUGAUGAAUUCGUCUUAAUGAACCUACAAGAGUUUAAUGGUUCCAAGUUUGUAUCCAUCGAUUCUUCACAAAAUGAAGAUUUUGAUGAAAUUGUAUUGAAUGCAAACGAAGGAGAAAUUGGAAAUGCUGAGAAUGAUCCAAAGCAAGGGAAGAAGCAAACAGAAAAAAAACAUAUCUUUACAGAGAGUCAAAAAAGUGAACUAGCUAAAUAUUUUAAGGAUGUAUUAGGAUCAAAAUGUUCAGAUGUAAAAUUUUCCGAUCGUUUAACAGAAUCCCCAGCUGUCGUCACAGGAUUCUUAUCACCUACAUUGAGAAAAGUUAUGAAAGCAACUAUGAAAAAUGCAUCUUUUCAAGACAACAACAUGUUACACAACUUGCCUGCCACCUUAGAGUUGAACCCAUCACAUACAAUUAUUACUUCAAUAUAUCAUUUGAAAAGUAGUAAUCAAGAGGUAUCUAAAUUGCUAGUCCAGCAACUUUAUGACAAUGCAUGUAUUGCUGCAGGAAUUUUAGAAGAUCCACGUUCGUUACUAACCAAAUUGAAUGAACUAUUGGCACUUACAGCUAGAUAUGCAUAUCACUAUGAGAACAAUACAUCUAAUGCAGAAACCCACGUAGAACACACUACCCCCUCUGCUGAGGAAACAGUUGGAAAUACUGAAAUGUUAAUAAACUCAAAAGAGUUACUACAUGAUACCCGAAUGGAUGAACAGGGAAACGUAGCUAAGGAGACUCAGUCGUCCAAAUUGUGA